Messenger RNA from Colletotrichum abscissum, 1506 nucleotides. RefSeq lists its product as uncharacterized. The record is from RefSeq and is a predicted model, not a curated record. The transcript is spliced from 4 exons. NCBI's taxonomy places the organism in Eukaryota, Fungi, Ascomycota, Sordariomycetes, Glomerellales, Glomerellaceae. The coding region runs from base 1 to 1506 and encodes 501 amino acids.
AUGGAUCCAUUCUCUCUGACUUUGGGCCUCUUGCCGUUGGUCGGCGGAGCAAUCAAGGCAUGCUCUGUUGUCCGCAAGAAAUUCAAGACGUUUCGACACUACUCGAGAGAAGUCCGGCGCAUCCAAAAGCAAGUUGACCGUCAACUGAACUUCUUUACGAAUGAGAUACACCUGCUGCUUAGACGAACUGUUGAGAAUGAAGAGACGAUCGCCUCAAUGCUUGAGAAUGAGAACACUCAACAAUGGCAUAGCUCUCAGAUUGAGGAAGAGAUGAGAAAAGCACUCGAUAAGGAUUAUGAUGUCUGCCAGGGCGGGAUUGAAGACAUCGUCGGCGCGGCGCAAAGCUUUCAGGACGACUUCCGCUGCUUCGACGGACUCACGGCAGAGUGCCGACAGGCAAAUCUGCGAGCGUCCAUCGACGACCUCAAACGUAUCCGAGAGCAGAGGAGUGAGCUGAGACGGAAUAAGAAUGAGCUCAUAGCAACGAAGCAACCUCCUGGGAAACUAAGCCAAGAAUACGGGCAUAUCGGUCAAGUCAGGAGAGCGUCGAAAGCCUUCCACGAAGCCCUUGCCGAAGCUUGGUCUACCUCGAGUACUUCCACCGAGGUACUCGGCAUGCGCCAUACUGUUCGACUGUUUCUGGAUACCACGGUCAAAGACGAUGUUCAGAUGCAUGUUGCUAUAUCCUGCAUGGGCCAUGAGCUUACUGAUAGAAAGGUCCGCUUUUCGGAAGACGUGCGAGAAGAGGCCGGCAAAGAAGAUGAUGAGUUUGACGCAACGAGGGGCGUGAACCAUCGCCAGGGCUCAUCAGUCAACUUGUGCUCAAAGGGUCUAUGCCCAGCCUUGAAUAGCGUCUUCAACUUUGCCUCAGAAGGGGUUUCUCUGAUGUCAAUGAACGACGUGUUGAUGACUCCUGCCGAGACCACGCUUUCCAUUAUCGACCAACUAAAGCUGGCUCGUGACAUGGUGAGCGCGGUUCUCAAAUUUUACUCCACGCCGUGGCUGAGAGAGUACUUCACCCUACGGGACCUCUCCUUCUUUCAGAUGAGCGGGGACUUUUCGAGGUGCCUUCGGACCCUCCAUCUAGGCUUCGACUUUGUCCAGUCAUCCGCUGCAAGCCUACCACGAAGCAUGGAGGGAAUAGAGGCGACGGCCGUGCAGGACAGCAGCGACGGCAGCCCUAACGAAGUAGAGAGCGCUGCCGAGCGCGCAAAGUUGGAGUACGGUAUACGCAACCUGACGCUUUGGAGUCUCGGUAUCACUCUGCUUCAGAUCGGACGGUGGUCUAGCCUAGAGGCCCCGGAAGACGUUCUCAGCGUUCGGAGGCUGUCGCGGCAGGUCCCUACUUUGGGUCCGAAGUACAGGGACCUCACCAGGAAAUGUCUGGAGUGUGACUUUGGAUUCGGUGACGACUUGUUGAAGCCGCGCUUGCAGCAGGCUGUAUACGAGAGCGUGGUUUGCGAGUUGAGCGAUAUGAUCAAGACACUGGAUGUCAGCGAUGAUUGA